Molecule: messenger RNA, 1572 nt
Organism: Panthera uncia (snow leopard)
Lineage: Eukaryota; Metazoa; Chordata; Mammalia; Carnivora; Felidae
Gene: IGBP1
Product: immunoglobulin binding protein 1
Exons: 6
Coding region: 32-1237 (401 amino acids)
Biological process (GO): regulation of signal transduction; regulation of dephosphorylation
Cellular component (GO): cytosol
Molecular function (GO): protein phosphatase 2A binding
Source: RefSeq, a predicted model, not a curated record
UGAUAGGCAGCAGCCUGCAAAAAAUAAGCCUAUGGAACCGGUGGCUAGUGUCUGCAACCUGUGGCUUCCGGAAGUUCUUUGUCGCUUUGGUAACGACGGAGCGACUGGACCAAUACGGCGCUCUUUCCGGUCUCGUUCACACUCGCCGAGUUCUCCUUUUCCAAGAUUGCCUUUGACCCCGGAAGUGAGGUUUUCCGCGUACCUUCCUCCCACCAAGAUGGCAACAGCAGAGGACGAGUUACUGCCACCGCGGCUUCCCGAGCUGUUUGAAACCAGCAAGCAGCUUCUGGACGAAGUGGAAGUAGCGACUGAGCCCACCGGUUCCCGGAUAAUCCAAGAUAAGGUGUUCAAGGGACUAGACCUCCUUAAGAAGGCUGUUGAAAUGUUAACACAGCUCGACUUGUUCAGCCGAAAUGAAGAUUUGGAAGAGAUUGCUUCCACCGACCUGAAGUACCUGCUGGUGCCAGCAUUUCAAGGAGCGCUCGCCAUGAAACAAGUCAACCCCAGCAAGCGUCUAGAUCAUUUGCAGUGGGCUCGAGAACACUUUUUAAACUACUUAACUCAGUGCCAAUACUAUCAUGUGGCAGAGUUUGAGCUGCCCAAAACCAAAAACAACUCACCUGAUAAUAAUACUGCUAGUUCCUCCAUGGCCUAUCCUAGCCUCGUUGCAAUGGCAUCUCAAAGACAGGCUAAAAUAAAGAGAUACAAGCAGAAGAAGGAGGUGGAGCAUAGGUUGUCCGCACUGAAAUCUGCUGUGGAAAGUGGUCAAGCAGAUGAUGAGCGUGUUCGUGAAUAUUACCUCCUUCACCUUCAAAGGUGGAUUGGUAUCAGCUUAGAAGAGAUUGAGAGCAUUGACCAGGAGAUGAAGAUCCUGAGAGAAAAAGACUCCUCAAAACAGGUAUCAACUUCUUACUCACCUCGUCAGGACAGGCCUCCAAUGAAACCCUUCAUUCUCACUCGGAACAUGACCCAAGCCAAAGUAUUUGGAGCUGGUUAUCCAAGCCUGGCAUCUAUGACAGUGAAUGACUGGUAUGAUCAGCAUCGGAAAUAUGGAGCAUUACCAGAUCAGGGCAUAGCCGUGACAACACCAGAGCUCAAAAGAACUGCUCAGGAACAUGAAGAUCAGGAACAAAAGGAGGAAGAAGAUGAUGAACACACACUCCACAGAGCUCGGGAGUGGGAUGACUGGAAGGACACCCAUCCCAGAGGGUAUGGCAACCGACAGAACAUGGGUUAGUCUUCCCACAACAAGACAGGACUACAGGGGCUCACACCUUCUGCAACAAGGAAAGCCGUGCUGUCUUCCUCUCCCUGGACUCCUGCUUCAGCUGUGUUCAAUGAAGGAAAAGAUGCUUAAUCUUGCUUUGCGUUCAAUAAAGUGUCAGCCAAUUUAAGUAUGUAUUUGUACUUUAGGUGAUGAGCCAGCAAUCUUGUUUUGGCAUUAUCAUCCUCAUCAUGGUGUAUUUCCAAUUUCUUAAGUAGAAAGACAAAAGUACUGAGAAAUUGCUCUGUAUAAUCAAUGGCUGUAUGAAUUAUCUUUAAAAAAAUAAUAAAGUCCCUUCUAUUACAGGA